Messenger RNA from Seminavis robusta, 1151 nucleotides. The record is from the annotation of a GenBank genome assembly. Lineage: Eukaryota; Bacillariophyta; Bacillariophyceae; Naviculales; Naviculaceae.
AGCAGGAAUGUAGCUUAGCGGGUGCUGGGAGGGUAGCGGGAAGGACCGGUUCCACAUUUGCUCUUGCGACAACAUUCAUUCUGAAGGAGCGCGGGAGUCGCCACAAGGAUUAUCCGUCUUCCCAAGAGAUUUUCCUGGUGGAUAUCUGGGAAGCAUGUCCUGUAGCGGCAGAUCCUUCUCUCGCAACUCCGAAUGAACAGAACACCACUCGACCCGAACGACGAACGAGCAUCGUUCCGUUUUACGUGGACGUAUCGGCACCCCUUCGAUAGACUCUAUUCUCUCACAAUCUCGAUAUACAGAGUUCUGAAAACAACCCUUUAGCAUUUCUUGUCCCUACUGUUGCAACAUUGACCAUGCUCUUUCGAACAUCUCUGCCCGUCAUUGUUCUCGUGGUCCUCGCCCUCGUCCCUGCAACUUCCGCCAAUGGCAUUAUCGCUCGCGGAAGCAAGCAUUUUCGGCUUGUUGGAAGCAAGCAAGCAAUGCGUCGCCUUGGAAUGAUGGAUGGCAGCAUGACGAGCAGCGGUUCGACAUCGAUGAUGGGAGGUGGCAUGAUGGGUAGCGAUUCGUCGUCGAGUGGAAUGAUGGGAAGCAGCAUGAUGAGCAGCGGUUCGUCAUCGAUGAUGGGAAGCAGCAUGAUGAGCAGCGCUUCGCCGUCGAGUGGAAUGAUGGGGGCCAGCACGAUGCUCAGCAGCUCGUCACGUCGUCUUGGAAUGAUGGGUAACAACAUGAUGAUGACCACGACGGACAGUUCAUCGAGGGAAGGUGGAGCCGAAAGCGAAGAAGAAAGCAAUGAGGAAUGCCCUAAAACCAACAAACCGACCCUGGAACCUGAUACAAUCUGCAACGUUCUACAAGUCUUUGACAAUAUGGGACGAGGAGAGAACCGAGAUGGGGCUUUGAAUUGGCCCAGGCUCUGCGAUGAUUUCGAGUCGGUGGAUCCUUACCUCUGUCCAUCAGGCAGUGAAAUUGAUGCAAUCUGCUCUCACAUCAACCCACAGUUAAAUCAAGCAACCAAGAUACACUAUUGCUCGCCGCUCUUUGACGAUUUGCCUGAUGGUGCUGGAAAGGAUAAGUGUGUUCGCAUUUGCAUCAACUACGUGUCCAAGAAUCGGGGCAACUGCUGCGGCUUUGAUUGCGGGCCACCUUAA